UGCGCCUGCGCCUCAUUACUAAUUAUUUCAAAAUUCUUAACUUGCAACAAACUUUUAUCGGACAGUGCUUGUCGAAACUGACAAAAUGGCUCCCGGUGUUAUACAAAAUUCUGAAACGGUUAUCAAUAAUACUUUGGAAGUGAUUACGAAUGAUGAAGAUCUUAUUGCUGGUUUGACGAAUGAGGUCAAGACGUGUCCCAUCGACCAUCUCGCUUUGGCCGAAGUCAAUAAUGUUAACGAUCAAGAGUUGGAAGAGGAUGAAGUUAAAGUUCAAAUCCUGAAGCUUGAUAAGAAGCAACCCCGUCAAGUUAUUAGACCAAAAGUAUUGAAAAAUCAUGAGUCCAGUGAAUAUUUAUAUGAUAGACUCUAUGGUACAACGUGUCCUAGAGUGCCAACGCUAUGCAACGAGAAGGCAUGUCUGGGCAGUUUGAUGGCGAUCCCUGGACGCGGGGACGUGCCGAGGAGUUCGGAGGAAGUUCUCAAUGAUGCCAAGGAUUUUCUCGGUCAAUACUUUGCGUCUAUACGAAGGGCUAACACUGUUGCCCAUGAGGCUCGCUGGAAGACCGUUCAAGAGGAAGUAGCAAAGACAGGCACCUAUCAGCUGACUACAACGGAAUUAGUAUUUGGAGCCAAAUUAGCUUGGAGAAACGCUAGCCGGUGUAUUGGCAGAAUACAGUGGUCCAAAUUACAAGUUUUCGAUUGCCGUCAAGUGACAACUACUAGUGGAAUGUUUGAAGCUCUUUGCAAUCAUAUAAAGUACAGCACCAAUAAAGGAAAUAUCAGGUCGGCAAUUACCGUCUUUCCUCAGCGCACAGAUGGAAAACACGACUAUAGGAUAUGGAACAGUCAAUUGAUCAGCUAUGCUGGAUACAAACAGCCUGAUGGAACUGUUUUGGGUGAUCCAAUGCAUUGCGAGUUUACUGAGCUUUGCUUAAAACUGGGAUGGAAACCUCCACAUACUGCAUGGGACAUACUUCCUCUUGUCCUGUCUGCGAAUGGAAAAGAUCCUGACUACUUCGAGAUUCCAAGAGAACUCGUCAUGGAAAUUCACAUGACGCAUCCUACGCAAGACUGGUUCGAAGAGCUCCAACUCCGCUGGUAUGCCUUACCGGCUGUGUCUAGCAUGCGCUUUGACUGUGGAGGCAUCGAGUUUACUGCAAACGCAUUCAACGGCUGGUACAUGAGCACCGAAAUUGGAUGUAGAAAUUUUUGUGACACUAACCGACUGAAUAUGUUGGAGAAAGUUGCUCAGAAGAUGGGCUUGGACACCAGAACUCCAGUUACCUUAUGGAAGGACAAAGCGCUGGUGGAAGUAAACGUGGCUGUUCUUCAUAGCUUCCAGCAGCAUAAUGCGACGAUUGUCGACCAUCACACCGCUUCUGAAAGUUUUAUCAAGCACUUGGACAAUGAAAACAGGCUUCGGUCCGGCUGUCCAGCGGACUGGAUAUGGAUCGUGCCACCGAUGUCCUCAUCCAUCACUCCGGUAUUUCAUCAAGAGAUGGCGCUCUACUACUUACGACCUGCUUAUGAAUAUCAGGAACCGGCGUGGAAGACUCAUCAAUGGCAGAAGUCAAAGCCGAUCACAGGCAAGAGGCCCAUAAAUAGAAAGUUCCACUUCAAACAGAUUGCGCGCGCAGUGAAAUUCACAUCCAAACUCUUUGGUCGAGCGCUCUCUAAGAGGAUUAAAGCAACCGUUCUGUAUGCUACCGAGACUGGAAAGUCUGAGCAGUAUGCGAAGGAAUUAGGAGUCAUAUUUGGACAUGCUUUUAACGCCCAGGUUCAUUGCAUGAUUGAUUACGACAUCACCUCUAUAGAGCAUGAAGCGCUUUUACUGGUAGUGACGUCCACUUUCGGAAACGGCGAUCCACCAGAAAAUGGCGUUGCUUUUGGAGAACAUCUUUGUGAGCUGAUUUAUGCGGAUCAAGUUGGUGAAGAAAGUACAGGAGCCUCUCAAAUGCUGACGCCGAAAUCGUUCAUCAAAGCAAAUAGUCAAAUCGAACUUCAAAGAUAUGCCGCUAGUAAUCCAAAGCAGCUCAGUCGGCUCGAGUCUUUGAAAGGAAGCGCAACUGAUGCGACAUCAAUAGAUAACUUCGGUCCAUUGAGCAACGUCCGUUUCGCUGUAUUCGCUCUCGGCUCCAGUGCCUACCCAAACUUCUGCAACUUUGGGAAAUAUAUCGACCGUCUGCUUGGUGACUUGGGCGGUGAAAGGAUCCACGAUGUCGCCACGGGAGAUGAAAUGUGUGGUCAAGAUCAAGCGUUUAGAAAAUGGGCAUCCAGCGUCUUCAACGUUGCAUGCGAAACUUUCUGUUUGGAUGAUGAUGAAACCUUACAAGAAGCUAAACGAGCUCUAGGAACAGUCGCUCUGAGUGAGGAAACAGUACGAUUUUCUCUUCCUACCUGUAAGCCACCAGUUCUUUUGAACGCUUUACAAACAGCGGUCAAUAGACAGUUAGUGACAUGCGUUGUCAAGGCUAACAAAGAUUUGGGUGAUUUGAGUGCUGAGCGAUCCACCAUAUUCAUUGAUAUGGAACCUAAGGGUGAAAUUAAUUACGAUCCCGGUGACCAUGUUGGUAUAAUGGCGUGUAAUCGUAAAGAAUUAGUUGAUAGCUUGUUAGCUCGUUUGAAGGACAUUGAUAAUUACGAUGAGCCGUUGCAAUUGCAACUUAUGAAAGAGACCCAUACAUCAAGCGGUCCGGUGAAAUCUUGGGAGCCUCAUGAAAAACUACCAGUUGUUAGUGUACGUGAUUUGUUCACAAGAUUUUUGGACAUAACAACUCCACCAACAACUAUUCUUUUGCAAUAUUUGGCCAAAACUUGCGACAAUGAAGACGAAAAGAAACUUCUGAAUACACUCGCCACGGACCCGGCAGCAUACGAAGAUUGGCGCCAUUACAAUUUUCCAACUCUACCAGAAGUUUUGGAUCAAUUUAAAUCCGCAAAACCUUGUGCAUCUUUACUUGCCGCAAUCCUCUCGCCCUUGCAGCCGAGAUUUUAUUCAAUUUCAUCAUCACCAAUUGCUCACCCGAAACGAUUACACCUUACUGUCGCAGUCGUUACAUACAGAACUCAAGAUGGCGAAGGUCCUGUCCACUAUGGUGUUUGCUCAAAUUAUCUUAUGGAUCGUAAGGCUGGGGAUGAAGUUUAUCUAUUCAUUCGAAGUGCCCCAAAUUUUCAUCUACCGCAUGACUUGUCCGUGCCUCUUAUUUUGAUAGGCCCAGGAACAGGUAUUGCACCAUUUAGAGGAUUUUGGCAUCAUCGCAAGGCGUUACAAAACACUCGUUCUCGGUCUAACAUUGGCCCCGUUUGGUUGUUCUUUGGUUGUCGAACACAAACAAUGGACUUGUAUCGAGAAGAAAAAGAACAGGCUCUUAAAGAAGGCGUACUCUCGAAAGUAUUUCUAGCUCUAUCGAGAGAGAAAAAUAUUCCGAAGAUGUAUGUUCAAGAGUUAGCUGAGCAAGAAGGGGCUGAAAUUCAUGAUUUAUUAAUCAACAGAGGAGCACACUUUUAUGUAUGCGGUGAUUGCAAAAUGGCUGAAGACGUACACCAAAAAUUAAAAGGUAUCAUAAAGAAGCAUGGAAGUAUGACUGAUGAGCAAGUGCAAAACUUUAUGUUCCUCUUGAAGGAGGAAAAUCGUUAUCAUGAGGACAUUUUCGGUAUCACACUUCGCACGGCUGAAGUCCACAACGCUUCCCGCGAAUCUGCUCGCCGGAACAGAGUCGCGGCGCAGCCAUGACGUCGGUCUUCACGUUUUCACACCACUAACCAUAUACCAAACAAGCUUAAUCUUACCAAUAAAUAAAUCAUUUACACUAUAUAAAAAUUUUUUAUCAACAAAUAUAACAUUAUUAUGAUCGCUUCAUAUAGCGCCUUUAAUAUUUUCAAUAAAUAUAUCUCCAUCUGACUUAUUAUUGGUCUUUGAUGGUCCAGCUUUUGCUAGUUAGGCGAUUAACAUUAAAGUUAUACAAUUCUAUGGAUUAGUACAUUAAAGAGCAGCUAUUGAGUAAUUUUCCAUUCCUAUUUCUAUUAGUUAUUUAAUUAAGUCAAUUAAAGCACCUCAAGUACUUAUGACUGAGUGAUUUGAUUUUAGGCUGGCAUUUACAGAGGUUGUGUAUGUUAACUGUUUUAUUGUACAUACCUUGAAAAUAAAUAUUUUAAAUAUUAUUAUAUUCGACAUUUAAAAACAUAAAUAUAAUUUAUUAAUUAUUAUUCAGUCCUAAGUUUAGAAUAUAAAAACGCAGGGUUGGAAUGUUUUACGCACAAGAACCUCUUUAUUUGGCACCUCUUUAAAGCUUCAAAUUUAUCAUAAUAAAUUAACAUUUAACUAAUAAAUUCGAAAAAAAGAUCUUUUGAAAUAAUAAUACAUAAUAUGAAUUUAUUAAUCCAUACUCUUUAGGGUGUAAUUUUAAUAUAUUAGAUAUUAAUAAUUAAUUAAUAACCCUUUUUGAAUCGUUUUCAUUGUUCAUUGUAAUUUUCACAUGUACAUUAAUAUGCAUUUAGUUAACUAACUUAAAUAAAUUUCUUCAUAUUUUUAUAUUAUUUUAUAUUUUGUGUAGUUAGAACAAACGACGAGAAUUUAUUUUUAAUAUUUGCAAUUGCCAAAAUUUGUACAAAAUAUUUUAUAGUUAGAUUAUUUUACGCUUUGUAAAUAAAUUGUUUUAUUUAACAAUAACCUCUAAAAAUUCAAAUAAAUCAUUAUCAUACAAAAUUAUAAUUAUUUUUCAAGGAAACGCAAUACACUUAGCCAAAUGUUUUAAUGAUAUAUCC
Molecule: messenger RNA, 4764 nt
Organism: Nymphalis io (European peacock)
Lineage: Eukaryota; Metazoa; Arthropoda; Insecta; Lepidoptera; Nymphalidae
Gene: Nos
Product: nitric oxide synthase-like protein
Exons: 22
Coding region: 86-3733 (1215 amino acids)
Biological process (GO): nitric oxide biosynthetic process
Molecular function (GO): FMN binding; nitric-oxide synthase activity; calmodulin binding
Source: RefSeq, a predicted model, not a curated record